AUGGUUGCGGAUUCUACUAACAUGGCUACGCCCGAUCAAGCCGCGGGCUAUCCGAGUGAUGGGAAGAGGCACGUGGAAACGACCGUCUUGUAUUUCAGCGGUGACCCCAAAGUACAGCUCGAGCCAACGAUCAUCGGAGGUCCAAAACCACCCAACUUGACGCCUAAAAUUCCUUCGCCCGUUUUCAUUACGGAUGUCACGGGAGAUGAAGACAGGUACUCGCUCGAGGCCCAAGGCUUCCAAUUUGUCAAGCACAAGACCAAGUUCGAAAAGGACCUUCCGGAACUGAAGAGCCGAUACAAGGCAGCGGAGGAACUGGAUGAGAUUACGGCUGGUUAUUACGAGGAGAUGAAAGAAAUCCUGGCGCAAACAUUAGCCAGUAACAAGAAAUACCCAAAGCCAUCCAGCAUACACAUAUUAACCCACAUCAUCCGAGCCGGUCCUAAAGAUGGCGAAGGCGACCGAGGGCCAGCAGGACCUCUGUAUGGAGUCCAUGUCGAUCAGUCUGCAUGGGCUGCGGAAGGAGUGGCGGAGAGAUGGCUAGGAGACCAAGCAGCAGAUCUCCUCAAAAAGCCGCGUUUCCAGAUCAUCAACGUGAGCAAACCCUUGAGAAGAAUGUGGCGACCUUGCAAACCAAUUACCCGAGACCCUUUUGCUGUCUCCGACGCCACGUCAAUCCCGGAUGAGCACAUUAUUAAGGUGCCACUGAUUUUCCCUGACCACACGGCUGAGGCACUGGAGGUUUGCCCUUCACCGGAUCCACAGAAGCCGCACCGUUACUACUACAAGUUCAACCAGCACCCGGAUGAUGUGCUGUUUUUCAUUCAGGUCGAUUCCAGCAAGCAGCCAGGCGUGCCAAGACGUUGCCCGCACGUUGCGUUCAAGGACCCGAACUUGGAUGAGUCCAAGGGCGAACCAAGAGUCAGCAUUGAGACAAGAGCAAUGGUCUUCUAUGACCAAGACGAGGCAUGA
Molecule: messenger RNA, 972 nt
Organism: Diaporthe batatas
Lineage: Eukaryota; Fungi; Ascomycota; Sordariomycetes; Diaporthales; Diaporthaceae
Exons: 4
Coding region: 1-972 (323 amino acids)
Molecular function (GO): oxidoreductase activity
Source: RefSeq, a predicted model, not a curated record